Trichoderma gamsii is the source of this 1764-nucleotide messenger RNA. RefSeq lists its product as hypothetical. Lineage: Eukaryota; Fungi; Ascomycota; Sordariomycetes; Hypocreales; Hypocreaceae. The transcript has 2 exons. The record is from RefSeq and is a predicted model, not a curated record. Bases 1 to 1764 code for a protein of 587 amino acids.
AUGGUUGUAACUACAGUGCCCCAGCCUCGGGACACGUAUCUGCUCUGGAAACGAUUCAGUUUCCCAAGCGAGGAUGGUCCCAAAAAUGCCUUCGCCGUCCCAACUUGGGUUGCCAAUCAGCUCAACUCGGCUUAUUCUGUCAUGCUGGGGAUGCUUAUGGCUCAAGUUUGGACAAUCAUCAUUGCAACUAUCUUAUACUAUCUUUUGAAAUGGCGACGAAAGAGGAAGGGAGAAAGCAAAUCAUUCCAUCCGCUUGUCCCGAUUCUGUGGAACAACAGAGGCGAGCUUCUUGGAUCGUUCAUGGAGACAUUCAAGUAUACACAAGAAGGGACAGAGAAAAUUCGCAUUUGGAUGGUCGGCAUCCUUUUUUUAGUCCUCAUCGCAUACAUUGGGCAAACCGCCUUAUCCAUCAUCGUCCCUCCCCUGAUUAUUGUCAACAACACGGCCCCAGUCAAUCCGAACGCAGUAUACGUUCCAACAGUCAAAAGUGAUAACCCCUCAACUGCCGCACUCUACGUUUUGGAAGUCCCAUCAGCCCUCCGAGCAGUUGGUAGUACCGGCUCUGCCAAGGAACUACUCGAUCAGAGAGUGACUAUAACUCCUACAGAUACACUGGGCAAAACCAGUGAUGGCGAACCUAUCAUCGGCAUCAGCUACAGCUAUGACGUUACAGGAGCAGACUUUGGACUGCAGAAAUAUCCAGAGCUUACACUCAACGUCAGCGGCUCGUGUGUUACUGAUUAUAGCUUCUUCGUCAAGACAACUAAUUCCACUCCCUACCUUGUCGACUGGUAUACUAUCUAUAAUAAAACCGAAUCCGCUUCGCUUUUUGAUGGUCGAGAGCCCGUCGCCUUCUUCUAUCCAGGGGACAGUUUCAUCAAAGGUGCUCUCGAAACCAGCAAUACUACAUGGGCCGCACUCGUAUCUUCUACCCAAAGGAGCAGCUUCACCGCCGGGACAGACCCGUGGUAUCUCACCGAGUCGAUACCAAACGCAAAUACAGACACUGCAUACCGAGUACGCAGUGCGCGUCCUGUAUUAUCUUGUUGGGAAGAUAAUGUGUGGUCAUACAAAGGUCACAACAGCACUGUCUUGGGACUCAACAGCACUCUACUUCCGGGCCUUGAGCUUUCGCAGGGUGUGCAAUUUAUCUUUUCUGCCCACCUGUACCAACCCAUGAUCUUUACUGUCGCCUCACAUCUUGGGCUCUCUGCGCUGCUCUCUACAACCACCGCCGUCUCCCAAAUCUUCGAUGCCGGUGCUAGCAGCAUUCAAACCGACUUGUCGCGCCUCGUUCAAGCUGCAUUCAUUGCAACGUCUAAUGUUCUGACUGAUACAACGUUAUACCCACCUAAUUCAGAUCAGAAACUGGAGAAUUGGGUUGCAGGGUUAAGUGGUGUUGGUGAUUUCGUUGUCUGGAGUCCCGAUGCCUCGGCACUGUCGAUGAACGUCCUUAUCAGCAUUCCAAGUCUCCUAGCAGGCGUGUGGCUGCUUGCUACUCUACUACUAUUUCUGACUCCUGUUAAAGUAAUCAACGGUUUAGAUUCUGGUCUUAUGUUUACAGCCAUCAAACAGGAAAACCCAGACUUUGACCCUGUACAUGAUAAGCCUGGGGCGACUUUGCAAGAAGUCUCAAACAAUAUAGAUGUGGAGAAGGGCUCUCAAUCGACGGGAGACGACAAAAAAGGCCCGACACAGACGACAGCAGCUGUGAUAACAUCGAUCGAUUCGGAGAGUGGCCAGAAGGAGGAGGACAAGAACUAA